AUGUCGGGCGCGAGCCAUGACCAGCACCGCCGCCACCUGUCGGGCGACUUCGACGAGCUGGCCUCGCUCUUCGCGCAGCGGCCGGCCGACGCCGCCUCGCCGUCGCCCAUGAUGCUGAUGCAGCCGCAGACGCCGUGGUUCUUCGCCGACUACCUGCAGACGCCGGGGAUGGACUACGAUGACGCGUUCGCCAGGGACUUCAUCGGCUCGCCGGCCGGCGGCGUCGGCGGCGUCGAGGAGGUGAAGAGGGAGAUGCUGGCGAGCGACGGUGCCGCUGGCGCUGUUGUUGUGCCUGGCGGCGGGCCCGGCGGGACGGCGCACAGCGUGUCGGUGUCGUCCACGUCGAGCGAGGCCGGGGUCGGCGGCAGCGGCGGCGCGGUGGAGGACGAGGCCGGGAAGUGCAAGCAGGAGGAGGGCGAGGGCGACGACGAGAGCAAGCAGGCGGCGGCCGAUGGAGAAGCGGACAAGACCAAGAAAGGGGCGGCGAAGGGGAAAGGGGCGGCGAGGGUCAAGGGGGAGAAGCGGCCGCGGCAGGCGCGGUUCGCGUUCAUGACCAAGAGCGAGGUUGACCACCUCGAGGACGGCUACCGCUGGCGCAAGUACGGCCAGAAGGCCGUCAAGAACAGCCCCUUCCCAAGGAGCUACUACCGGUGCACGACGCAGAAGUGCCCGGUGAAGAAGCGGGUGGAGCGGUCGUACCAGGACGCCGCCGUGGUGAUCACCACCUACGAGGGCAAGCACACCCACCCCAUCCCCGCCACGCUCCGCGGCGCCAACCAACUGCUCGCCGCGCACGCCCACGCGCAUGGCGGCCACGGGCUCAUCCACCCCGGCAUGUUCCGGAUGCCGGCGCCGCCCGGCGCCUUCCGCCCCGGCGACGCGCUCGGCAGCUUCCUGCAGCAGCAGCACGCGGCCAUGCAGCACCAGCAGCAGGUCGCCGCUGCAGGGAUGGCGAUGCGGCAGGCGAACGCCAUGGCGAGCGGCCACAUGCAGGCGCCUCCCGCUGAUCGUGGCCUGGCCGCCGCCAUGGCCGGAGGUACGACGGGGAACAGUACCCAUACUGUCAGCAGCAGUAGUGCCGAUCCGCUGCGGAUGGAGCACCUGAUGGCGCAGGACUACGGCCUGCUGCAGGACAUGCUGAUGCCGCCGUCCUUCGCCCACAGCGACAACAGCAAUAACAACUCCAACCGCCAUUGAUCGAGAGAGAUCGAGCUUCCAGCUUGCCCUGACAGUGAUCCAUCGGUCGAUUCGGCGCCCUUUGCUUGUUAUUAAUUGACUUUUUUGCAUGGUACUGAUAUAUCUAUCUAUAAUUGAUGAACGAUGAGGAUAUGAUCAA
Molecule: messenger RNA, 1336 nt
Organism: Triticum dicoccoides
Lineage: Eukaryota; Viridiplantae; Streptophyta; Magnoliopsida; Poales; Poaceae
Product: WRKY transcription factor 28-like
Exons: 3
Coding region: 1-1197 (398 amino acids)
Biological process (GO): regulation of DNA-templated transcription
Molecular function (GO): DNA-binding transcription factor activity; sequence-specific DNA binding
Source: RefSeq, a predicted model, not a curated record